Molecule: messenger RNA, 1293 nt
Organism: Talaromyces proteolyticus
Lineage: Eukaryota; Fungi; Ascomycota; Eurotiomycetes; Eurotiales; Trichocomaceae
Product: 14-3-3 domain-containing protein
Exons: 1
Coding region: 1-1293 (430 amino acids)
Biological process (GO): signal transduction
Cellular component (GO): cytoplasm
Source: RefSeq, a predicted model, not a curated record
AUGGUUCCCGAAAAGCUGGCCGACACCGGUCUAGAAGAGGAGGACGAGGAUUGCCAGGAGGAUGAUGACGUCUUGGAUAUAACUGACUUGGAUAAUCUUUUGCAGGAGUUGGAUGUUUCUUUAUUCGCUAUUUGGAUGGCCUCCCACGAAGUUGACCAGAAAUAUCUGGCCCACCUCGCGCUUGCCACCAAGCAUGAAAACCCGUUUCUCUCAAGUAUGCUCUACAAAAUCCUCGGAUUAUCUGUGAUCUUGUCAAAAAAGUUACUUCGUGCUCGCAAGCUCCGUCGUUUGGAUCCUACGCGCGAAACGAAAUCAUUACAGCUGUAUCACCAUAUCGUCUGGCUCUCACGAGAGGGUUUGGUGAUAGUAGAGCAGUACAUUCUGCCCAUGGUGCAGGAUUACAUUGAACUGAAAGUACUCGCCUACAAACUGCGCGCCUCGUUUUACCACAUAUUCGUCCUCUUUCACAACCAACCAGCCAUUCACACGCCAGGCAUAUCUAGUCUUCCAAGUUCAUCGAAUUUGCAAAAUGGUAAUGGCUUCGGAUCUACAACCACCCCGUCUGAGCCUAAUCGGGCAUCAAUUACAACAACUCCGCCACCAACAGAGGGUGGCCCUGUCAGAAAUGUUACUCAAGGAGGCCCUCCAGGACUGCCGCCGGUACAGUCAUCAAAAUUCACAGCGUCUUUUCUUCUACCAGCCCUAGACUAUACGUUGACUGCCACCCCUUGUUUCGCCCAAGCUGCUGCUCUAGCUGAUACCCUCUUACCAGGGUCUCAUCCCUUGCGUCUUUCUGUGAAGCUAGAAUACGCCGCAUACCUUUACGACUGCCUCCACGAUGCCGACUCUUGUCGGCGACUAGCUAAACAAACCAUUGCCGAUGUAUACAACGCCCAAGAAGGCAUGGAUGACGAAAGUUUCGAGGAUGCUGCUGAACUAGUUGCUGUUCUUGGGCGGAUGGUUAGGCGAGGAGGUAAAACAAGUAGUGCUGGAGGAAGCAGCACUACUGGACGCGAUCACUCUCGCAGCAACGACGGUCAGAGCAUUGUUAGCAACCGCACGCCACCUCGACCAGCGCCUCUCACACCUACAAAACAACAUACUCCACCACACCACCGCACUCCCAACCGGAAAUCGAAUUCGCCUACCCCUACCAGGGCAAAGCCGUCUCCGAAGCCGUCUCCCACUUCUUCGCAGCUCAAGACGAAAGCGAUCACGAAACAAUCGCCAUCUACAGCAUCACGUGGUAGCACUACCCCUAAAGCUCCUGUUCCAAUUAUCAACCCGAUAUAA